UUUAUCUCUCUUAAUUUCUCUCACUCAUUUCUUCUUCUUCUUCUUGUUGGAUUACUUCAUUUGAACCCAAAAUCAAAUAAACCACAUAAUCUUUUCUCCAUCAUGACUUGACACCGUAUCAUGGGCUUCUUCCGCCGACUUUUUGGCGCCAAAAAGAAACUCACCACACAAACCCCUGCCUCCAAACCGCCCAAGAGAAGAUGGAGCUUCGCCAAACACCCUCCGCAACCACAACCCCCUUCCUCCGCCCUCAACCACCACUAUGACCCGUCCUCCUCAUCCUUAGACGCCAACAAGCAUGCCAUCGCCGUUGCAGCCGCCACUGCAGCCGUUGCAGAGGCCGCUCUCGCAGCCGCCCACGCCGCCGCCGAGGUUGUUCGCCUCACCAGUGCCGGAGCUCCCCCAACUACUCCCACCACUACCAGCAGGCCGAACGUUUCCUCCGCCGCCGUUAAGAUACAAUCGGCGUUUCGUGGUUACUUGGCAAGGAGGGCAUUGAGAGCGCUAAAAGCAUUGGUGAAGUUGCAAGCAUUGGUUAGGGGCCACAUCGUGAGAAAGCAAACCGCAGAUAUGCUAAGGCGCAUGCAAACAUUGGUGCGACUCCAGGCCCAGGCACGUGCCACUCGCGUGUUCUCACAUACUAAUACCACUAUGCACUCUUUCAAGCCUUCACUUUCCCAUUAUUACCCUGUCCCUGAAGAAUAUAGUACUAAAUUUGAUGGAUCUUCUAUUUUGAAGAGAUGUAGUUCCAAUGCGAACUUUAGGAACAGCGAGUGGGAGAGGGGGGCACGGUUUGGUUCGAGUUGGUUAGAGCGAUGGAUGAAAGAAAGAGAAAACAGAGAUGAGGAUGAGGAGAAGAUGAGUGACAAGAUUCUUGAAGUAGACACAUGGAAACCGCCACUAAGGUCAAUGAAAGGAAAAGAAGAAGUAUGUUCAAGAACCGCCGAUAACAGCCCGCAAACAUUAUUGUCUUCGUCAUCAUCUAGGAGGCAGGGUGGACCCUUUACGCCCACAAGGAGCGAGUGCUCCUUCCAUGGCUAUGCAGGGCACCCCAACUACAUGUCCAACACGCACUCUUCUAGAGCUAAGGUUAGAUCGCAGAGUGCACCAAGACAGAGACUUGAUUAUGAUAGAUACGGAUACGCUUGUUCCAAUAAUACUCUUCUUCACUAUCAUUCACAUUUGAGGAGUAAAGUGUCAAGUAGCGUUUCAAUAGAAUUGGGGUUACCAAUUUAAGGUGACAUUGCUUGCAUGCAUGUCUUUGAAUAUAUCCUUAUGCACACUAAAUAAUAAUAUUCAUUAUCAAUGCUUUUGUAACUUCUCAUCAAGCUAUAUAUAGUAACGGACUAAGCUGUCUUGUCUAGAACUAUUCCUCUUAGCAAAAAGGUACAUUGCUAGCUACUCUCAAAUUCCAUGUAUAAAUUCUUGCCUAUAUCGAGGGCUGAAUCCUCACUUUUCUAUC
This is a messenger RNA of Arachis stenosperma, 1462 nucleotides long. Its product is annotated as protein IQ-DOMAIN 23-like. The transcript is spliced from 4 exons. The record is from RefSeq and is a predicted model, not a curated record. Lineage: Eukaryota; Viridiplantae; Streptophyta; Magnoliopsida; Fabales; Fabaceae. Gene Ontology annotation, molecular function: protein binding. Bases 121 to 1236 code for a protein of 371 amino acids.